This is a messenger RNA of Pipistrellus nathusii (Nathusius's pipistrelle), 1332 nucleotides long. The record is from the annotation of a GenBank genome assembly. Lineage: Eukaryota; Metazoa; Chordata; Mammalia; Chiroptera; Vespertilionidae.
AUGGAUCCACUGAACCUGUCCUGGUACGAUGACGACCUGGAGAGCCAGAACUGGAGCCGGCCCUUCAACGGGUCUGCGGGGAAGGCCGACAAGCCCCCCUACAACUACUAUGCCAUGCUGCUCACCCUGCUCAUCUUCAUCAUCGUCUUUGGCAACGUGCUGGUGUGCAUGGCCGUGUCCCGCGAGAAGGCACUGCAGACCACCACCAACUACCUGAUCGUCAGCCUCGCCGUUGCCGACCUCCUCGUGGCCACGCUCGUCAUGCCCUGGGUUGUCUACCUGGAGGUGGUGGGCGAGUGGAGAUUCAGCAGGAUUCACUGUGACAUCUUUGUCACUCUGGACGUCAUGAUGUGCACAGCAAGCAUCCUGAACUUGUGUGCCAUCAGCAUCGACAGGUACACGGCUGUGGCCAUGCCCAUGCUCUACAACACACGCUACAGCUCCAAGCGCCGAGUCACCGUCAUGAUUGCCAUCGUCUGGGUCCUGUCCUUCACCAUCUCCUGUCCGCUGCUCUUUGGACUCAACAACCCAGAACAGAGCGAGUGCAUCAUCGCCAACCCCGCCUUCGUGGUCUACUCCUCCGUCGUCUCCUUCUACGUGCCCUUCAUCGUCACCCUGCUGGUCUACAUCAAGAUCUACAUAGUCCUCCGGAGGCGCCGGAAGCGGGUCAACACCAAGCGCAGCAGCCGGGCUUUCAGGGCCACCCUGAAGGCCCCACUCAAGGGCAGCUGCACUCACCCCGAGGACAUCAAACUCUGCACCGUUAUCAUGAAGUCUAAUGGCAGCUUCCCUGUGAGCAGGCGAAGAGUGGAGGCUGCGCGCCGAGCCCAGGAGCUGGAGAUGGAGAUGCUCUCCAGCACCAGCCCGCCCGAGAAGACCCGGUACAGCCCCAUCCCGCCCAGCCACCACCAGCUGACCCUCCCCGACGCGUCCCACCACAGCCUCCAUGGCACUCCUGACAGCUCCGCCAAACCCGAGAAGAAUGGGCAUGCCAAAGACCACCCCAAGAUUGCCAAGAUCUUUGAGAUCCAGUCCAUGCCCAAUGGCAAAACCCGGACCUCGCUUAAGACCCUGAGCCGCAGGAAGCUCUCGCAGCAGAAGGAGAGAAAAGCCACCCAGAUGCUCGCCAUCGUGCUCGGCGUGUUCAUCAUCUGCUGGCUGCCCUUCUUCAUCACACACAUCCUGAACAUUCACUGUGACUGCAAUAUCCCGCCUGUCCUGUACAGCGCCUUCACGUGGCUGGGCUACGUCAACAGCGCCGUGAACCCCAUCAUCUACACCACCUUUAACAUUGAGUUCCGCAAGGCCUUCAUGAAGCUCCUCCACUGCUGA